Paramormyrops kingsleyae is the source of this 542-nucleotide messenger RNA. It is a transcript of the gene cycsb, whose product is annotated as cytochrome c, somatic b. Gene Ontology annotation, molecular function: electron transfer activity; heme binding. The record is from RefSeq and is a predicted model, not a curated record. Lineage: Eukaryota; Metazoa; Chordata; Actinopteri; Osteoglossiformes; Mormyridae.
UGGUCGCUUUUGGUGACGUGUUUCUUCGGUGCCCGUCGUAACCGCCUAUUUUGGUCGGUUUGAUUACGCAUUUCUUCCGCGCCCUGUGAUGUACUGACCUUCUUCGGCGACUGAUCACUAACUGCUCAUAUAUCCUCGCCGGUGCGACAGAUAUGGGUGACAUAGAGAAGGGCAAGAAAGUGUUUGUGCAGAAGUGUGCACAAUGUCACACAGUGGAAAGGGGAGGGAAGCACAAAGUGGGCCCUAAUCUGUGGGGUCUAUUUGGCCGUAAAACUGGUCAGGCAGAUGGCUUCUCCUAUACAGAUGCCAACAAGACCAAAGGCAUCAUCUGGGGAGAAGAUACCCUGAUGGAGUACUUGGAAAACCCCAAGAAGUACAUCCCAGGAACCAAGAUGAUCUUCGCGGGCAUUAAGAAGAAGGGAGAGCGUGCUGACCUCAUUGCAUACUUAAAGUCUGCAACAUCUUAGGGCUCCUAUAGAUUUAUAUACCUCUGUGUAAUGUUUUACUCUAAUAGUUUUAAAAGUAAUAAAAGGCUAAAUAUC